AUGGCUGUCGUCGUUACUGCGGUCGCUGUUCCCUGUCUGCUUUGCGGACACAUGGUCUUCGACGGUCUAAACAGAAAUAGACCGACAUGGUUGAACCAGUUUCGUAUACUUUAUUCGAACAACGGAGUCGUCUCCAUCUCGGGAGUAGGCUAUCACACGAACCUGAGAAUUGACCGUUGGGUCGCUCCGCCAGGCUACUACAGCCGUUGGGAUGAUGUGGGCUAUGAUUGGCCCGAUCAUCACCGCGUCGGCGUCUUGCGUCAGGCACCGAUCGAAGGGCGCUGGGGGGUUGUCUUUCACGUGGCCUGCUGGGCGCUGCUGGACGCUGCUGUCGGCCCGGUGCCUCUAGCGCGGCUUCUCGAUCUCUGUAAAUCUUUUCCGAUCAUUAACAGCAAGUAUUCUUCAAUUUGGGGCCCCUUUCUUGGUGGCCCCGUGCAUCCGGAUGACGAUCUCUGCGUCCAAGUCUCCGAAACCGACAUAGAGCAUCACAAGCUCUGCAUCAUCAGGGUCGCCAGGCAUAAUCCGUUCCACGUGCCGGAGCUCGACGAUCUUGUCAUCGAACGCGACGAUCAUCUGACACCAGUGGUCUUCCCGAGGGCGCAAACUAGCGACCCGUUUGCGCGGCUACCGCUAGAGCUGGUCAUGGCCAUUGCCAAGCUGCUUCCGACGCGCGACCUUCUCCACCUGCGACUCGCCUCCUCCUCUUACACACCCGUGUUUGAAGAGCAGCACUUCUGGGCCUCGCGAUUCCGUCCGGGAGGCGAGCGCUGCUGGCUGUUCGAGUCACAGUACUGGGAUACGGCGGCGACGGACUGGCGUCGGCUAUACCGUCUUACAAGCCCCACGCGCCGCUCGCAGGCCAUGCAGAACAGGGAGAGGGUAUGGCGGCUAGCUUUACAAUUCGAAGAUCUUCUGGCGCCAGAAUUCAUCAAUAUAUCCCCGCCGAGCUCUACUUCGUUAGUCAUGGACGUGGGCGAGUGGCGUAUUGUCUCGGCCGACGUGCUGGCCUGGGACGCCAUGAGGCCAUACGGAUACCUCACAGAAAAUGGCUGUGUUAACCUCCACAGGAGCCAAAACAUUGUAAUUCCCCCUUCGAUUGAUUGGCUCUCUUUCUUUAUCAGUUCCAUCGCAGGGGUCGAGUACGUGGUGGGCAUCAAGAUGGUUGGUGCCUGCGGCGCUAUCGUUGAGCUGGGAUACAUGGCCGACGAGAAGCCCGUCGAUAUCUUUGGGAAGCAUUUGACUGGCCUGUGUUUGGCUCAGGGCUCCACAGGUAUCCGAGCAAUCCAGUGUAUCUUUGAUGAUGGUAGUCAUGCACCUUGGAUCGGAAACCCUGACGGCGUCUCGCAUACGAGGAAGCUGGUAGCUUACAGCGGACUCUUUGCGAUUUUUGCCAAUUUUGAUGGCUGCAAGAUUACGAGUUUAGGUAUCCGGGCAGAGUGGGAGUCUGCAUCGCUGCGUGAUAUUGCGUUGUGGGAGGAUGGCAUCCCAGACCGAGAGCUGCAACUGAAUGAAGCCAUCUUUCGAAAGAUGUAUCCCGACGAUGGUGUAUAUGACCCAGUUUUUCGCAGCGUCUUUGGGGGCACGAGGGGUCAGAGCCUCCCUUACCUGACAGGCAUCCGGGUGUACAUUACGUCCACGCCUUGCGGAAUCGAAUUUGAUUACACUUCCGACCAUAUCGACUACGUCGACACGUGUAGGGACUUGUUGGGUGAUUUUCCCGAGUCCGACUUUGCGUCCGUACAGCUUUUCCGCAUUGAUGGACCUGGCGGCGAGCGCGUCACGGGCGUUGAGCUGGACGUGCUCGUCAACCCGUGUCGAAGCCAUCUGGACAACGACACCACCGAGCUGGAAUCGUUCAAGAGUGAGGGCGAUGCCGGUGCCGGUGCCAGUCGGGGAGACGAUUACGGGAUUUUACUGUACACUUUUUAG
Molecule: messenger RNA, 1929 nt
Organism: Beauveria bassiana ARSEF 2860
Lineage: Eukaryota; Fungi; Ascomycota; Sordariomycetes; Hypocreales; Cordycipitaceae
Product: F-box domain containing protein
Exons: 5
Coding region: 1-1929 (642 amino acids)
Molecular function (GO): protein binding
Source: RefSeq, a predicted model, not a curated record